Messenger RNA from Protopolystoma xenopodis, 183 nucleotides. Lineage: Eukaryota; Metazoa; Platyhelminthes; Monogenea; Polystomatidea; Polystomatidae. The record is from the annotation of a GenBank genome assembly.
CUCCCAUUUCCUUUGGCCUGGCGUGGCCUGCGAGAUGCCGAAUUAAGUGCUGUAACUGGACUACCAGGCUCUGUAUUUGUCCAUUCCAACGGUUUUAUUGCUAUUCAUGCUGGCCGAGAGGAAACUCUCCAGAUGAUAAUUAAAACACUUUCGCAGCAAAUUUCUUCCACAACCCAAGAAUAG